Messenger RNA from Stereum hirsutum FP-91666 SS1, 796 nucleotides. RefSeq lists its product as uncharacterized. The coding region runs from base 65 to 598 and encodes 177 amino acids. NCBI's taxonomy places the organism in Eukaryota, Fungi, Basidiomycota, Agaricomycetes, Russulales, Stereaceae. The record is from RefSeq and is a predicted model, not a curated record. The transcript is spliced from 6 exons. Gene Ontology annotation, molecular function: fatty acyl-CoA hydrolase activity.
CUCGUCUUCUUUCCUUUUCGUCGGUUUUUUAUCUGUGUCAGAAAGUGAAAACUUCACCACCGCGAUGUCGAAUCCUAUAAACUGGCAGAAACUCGCGAAAGAACCGGUCCCAGGAUCAGCUUCGCAGGAGCUGAAGGAGCGGGUAACUGGCACGUUCUACAUGCUCAUGGCGCGAGGCUCAGGCUUUGGGGACUCGAUACUCAGACGGACACGGAUAACUGAGGUGUCAUUGAACGCUAGAAUCAACGAGCCAACUAAGAAGGAGGCGACCGUCGUUUGUGAACUAGACGUAGAGGAGGAAAUGACCAACGUACUGGGUAACGUGCACGGUGGAUGCUCUGCCUUUCUGAUUGACAGCUGCUCGUCACUCCCAUUCACUCUCCUCACCGAGACGGGCACCAUGGGUGUUUCACAGGCCAUAAACAUGUUAUAUCACGCGCCUGCGAAAGUCGGCGCUCAUCUGAAGAUCAUAAGCACGACAAUCGCGGUCGGAUCUCGCGUUAUGUCUGCUCGUUCUGAAAUAUGGGACACAACAAAUAAUAGACUCAUCGCAUCAGGAGUUCACGUAAAGAUGGAACCAUCUCCUUCUAAACUAUGACCAAACAGGACGACAUGGCGCCUUGAAAUAACCCUGGCCUAUUCACAAUAUAUUAUGUUUCAACCCCGUACAUCUGAGCGGGGGUUUUUUUUUAUUGAUCAUCUCUAUUCUUAUGCACUCGUAUCAUGCGGCACUGUUGCAUAAUUCAUCUGCAUCUGAAUUCAUGCCAUACGUAUGUGCCGAGGAUAUGUUACUCGU